UAAGUACAUAUAUCAUAAUUACGGCGUGUCAGGGGAAGUCAGCCAACACACCUGCUACACACGCCUGUGCUGGCUGCGAUGGUCGUAGGUCUGUUUUUAUCUUCCCUGUAUGGGUCGGCCGGGCAGAGGACUGGCGUUAGUUUUCUUACCAUGGGAAAUGGUGACGGUGACCUGAUGGGGAAAUAUGGGCGAUUCGUAUGUGUUCACGUGAAGGACUUUAAUCAGCGGUGUCUCUGUGUAGGAAAAUAUUGACCGGACUGUGUCAUCGGCGUGUUGUUCUAGGCGACGUCUUCACACGGCAGACCAGGCAUAAAAUGGCACUAGGUAAUGCCCGUGUCAGGCCAUGCCCAUUUGUUAUCUGCCCGUUGCCUCGCAGAUCUCCCGGGCAGUAAGAGCACUUCCCAAAACUCACUACAUUAUCCCAACCAGCCCAGAACUUGAUCCUAAUCAAAUCCCACCAAUCAACCGUCGAUUUUCCCACAACUUCUUUGAGUUCAAAACCCACUUUUCAACGAACGGUACAAAAAUUGAAGGAAACCACCUCUCUCUUCCCACUCCAGGAUUACGAUCUUACGAAAACAGCACAGGAAGGACUGGCUGUGAUGUGGGACAUGGAUGCAUGACAUCUAGAUGACAUUGGCUAUAUGACACCUGGAUGACAUUCUUGGAUGAGUACAUGACAUCGGGUCCUCUGAAGACAUUUUCACUCGUCUUGCAGAUUCUUGUUAAUUCACGAUUUGUCGUUAAGAUGUGUUGAUAAAGUGACUGACAUUCUAAUACGGCAAAGAAGCAAGUGCAAUUCAUGUGAGAAAAAACAUCAGGGGAAGAUAAUUCAAGAUGAAAGAGUUAUCGGCCAUGAGUGAUCUGAGCCUGAUCCUGUCUGAAGACAUCUUGAGCCCGUUCUCCGACCAGAAGACACUGAGCGAGCUCAACGACUCGCCUGACCUCUGUGAGGAGCUGGACGACUUCGACCCGUCCAUCGGCCUCUUCAACUUCAGCGAGGACACCAUCAUGCACGAUUACCUCUUCUCCCGAGGGUCGGGGUUCGGUUCCGUGGACCAGACUCUCGGGUUCUACUCCUACCCCAGCCCAGCUAGCGGUGCCAAAAGUGACGUCAAGAAACUCAAAGACGCUGACCCUCUGCUGGGGUGUAUUGUAGACUGUGACAGAGAUUUUAAAAACUCGGCGCCGCUGCCGCAUCUUGAAGAAGCUUUUGGACAUCAUAUAAACCACAACCUAAACUUUAACCGGAAUUCUAGCCAAGGUUCUCCUGCCUUGAUUCCUGACAGGUUUUCGUGUAGUUCUAGCGCCGUCGCAGAUCCCGUGGGGUACAACAACUUUCUGUACAGCAGCAGCCCUAGCGACAGCGGCUGUUCGAGCCUGAGCGAGAGCAGCGAGACGAGCGAGUGGGACAGUAAGGAGGACAACAAGGACAUGGUGGUCCUGGGGGUCGACAUCUCCAACCUCAUGCACGACUACGCCAUGAAAUCCCCGCCCCCGCCCGCCACGGUCGCCGUCACCACGAAGAGCAGGUCGUACCCGCCCCGCCCCACCAUCAGCUUGACCCACCCCACGACGUUCCUGUACAACCCCGAGAGCGCCCAAUCCUGCAUGUACGCCAGCACCGGCUCACCUCCCCUGGCUACAUCAGAACAUAUUAUCAUCUCCCCCGGAACUUCACUCCUGCGGAAAUCCAACUUUUUAAAUAACAGGAUCAAAGUCAACUUAGGCCAGAGACUCCCCCACGGGGCGGGGCACCGCAUGACGUCAACAGGGAUCGACCCCAUGCUCUGUACCUACCAGAACCACCCCGCCUCCCCCGCGGGGAGCGUCAGUUCCCUCUGUUCACUAGACAGCCCGGGCAGCUACCCCACCCCCCUGACGUCAUCGACCCCCACGUCCGCCCUGUCCCCCAGCAUCUCUGGCCAGGGCAACAAGGCCGAGGAGAAGAUCUACCCCUGCACCUACCAGAACUGUAACAAGGUCUACAGCAAGAGCUCCCACCUGAAGGCGCACCUGCGGCGUCACACAGGUGAGAAGCCGUUCCACUGCUCCUGGCCCGACUGCGGCUGGAAGUUUUCCCGCUCAGACGAGCUGGCCAGACACAAGAGGUCACACUCGGGGGUCAAGCCUUACAAGUGUGACGUCUGCACCAAAUGUUUCAGCCGCUCUGACCAUCUGGCCAAGCAUAGGAAAGUUCAUCGAAAAAAUCGCUAGUCUAGAAACUUUUUUACCGCAGGUCUAGAACACUUUAUCAAAUUGAUUGUCCAUUCCGGCGCUUCGGCAGCAUAUAAUUCUAUACUCUUGUUGAUCUAGUGCCUUAUUUAGACAACAGUAUCGCAGCAUUCCAUACGGACGUGUAUCAUUCCUAGACAAGUAUCAACUUUAACUCAUGUAACCGCUUAUUCGUGUGUUCGAAUCCUAAGUAUUAUUUCAAAUAUCAAAAAACGAUCAAACUUUUAAACAAUUGUAUUCUUGUUUGACUGAAAUGCAAGUGAACAAAACGUCGAAAACAUUCCAAACAACAGGAUGUGACGACACAAUCAGCGAAAGUAUGACCUUAAAUUUUUUUAGUCGCAGCGUGUUUUUGCCAACUGUGACCAAACUCAUCUUGUUGACGUUCCAUUACGUGGUUGUGACCUAUCGGUUAAACCCGAUUCAGCUUUGGAUACGCAUCUAAUUCAGUCGUACUUUCUUCACAAAAUACUCCAUACCACGGAAGGUCAAAUGGACUAACAUCGUAAAAAUCUAUAAUUAAUAAUUUACUAAAAUUAUAAAGGAUUGAAUAGUUUAAUCUUAACUUUAGUGCGUUAAGUUUAACAAAUUUGUAAUUUCUGUGCCAUGAUGUAUUUUUUAAAAUGUAUUCGGUAAUCAGCCGGUACUUAGUUUUACCUGAACAAUUUAGGUAAGUAAUUAGACAGUGUUAAAUUAGGCCCCUCCCUGUAGGCUAUCAUUAGCUUACACACUGUUUCCUCUCACGGGGGAAAAACUUUAUAAUUAUUUUUUUUACACGGGAUUAAGUCGGGCUAAACACGGUCUAUACCGUCAUCCUCUGUUUGUUCGAACUGUGGAGUCAUUCGAACUUUGGAUAAGUAGCACGUAAUUUUAACUAGGAGAGUAGCAAGCACAAAAUUUCCUUAAAACCCAAACAAUCUUUCGCCAGAGAUCUUUUUCCUUCUUAAUUGUAAUGUUGGACCAGAUUUCCUUCAACACAUACAAGUAUUACUUGUCAACUGGUUAUGCGUAUUAUAGGUCGUUGACUCCGAUUUCAGCCUGCUUUUGUUUUUGGAUUUGCUUCCAUAGCCUUUGUCCAACCAAGAACAAACUACAAGGCAGCAGUUUUUUUUUUAUUUUUAUAUUAACUCUCCUAGAUGGGUUGCUGUCCCCAGCUAUCGAGCCUCGUCUGCCCGAGGGUUCGAACACCUGACUCUAUCGAUCCCCAAAAAAUAAAAAUUAAUUAAUUACUUAUUGUUUAAGCACAUAAAUCUAAGAUUUAGGUCAAUGAUAGAUUCACCAUUCACAUCGUGAUGUAUAUCGCUCUGAGGUAACAUCAUGAUGUAAUAUAUUUCCGCUGCUAUAUCGUGAUGUAUAUCGCUCUGAGGUAACAUCAUGAUGUAAUAUAUUUCCGCUGCUAUAUCGUGAUGUAUAUCGCUCUGAGGUAACAUCAUGAUGUAAUAUAUUUCCGCUGCUAUAUCGUGAUGUAUAUCGCUCUGAGGUAACAUCAUGAUGUAAUAUAUUUCCGCUGCUAUAUCGUGAUGUAUAUCGCUCUGAGGUAACAUCAUGAUGUAAUAUAUUUCCGCUGCUAUAUCGUGAUGUAUAUCGCUCUGAGGUAACAUCAUGAUGUAAUAUAUUUCCGCUGCUAUAUCGUGAUGUAUAUCGCUCUGAGGUAACAUCAUGAUGUAAUAUAUUUCCGCUGCUAUAUCGUGAUGUAUAUCGCUCUGAGGUAACAUCAUGAUGUAAUAUAUUUCCGCUGCUAUAUCGUGAUGUAUAUCGCUCUGAGGUAACAUCAUGAUGUAAUAUAUUUCCGCUGCUAUAUCGUGAUAUCUCUGCUGAUUACUUUAAACAAAAAUCUAGACGCUAAAUCUCCAAUUAUGGUUAUAAACUAGCUGAAGAUUGAAUAAUUAGACGUAGUUGCGUUGCAGCCUGAAAAUAGCUGGGGGGGGGGGGGAGGGUGGAGAAACUAGGUGAAAGAAAGGUUAGAGGAUAUAUUUCGGUCACGUGAUAGGUUUUUCCCGACAGUCUACACAAUUUUUCUAGCCAUAACUGCGUCAAGUUGUAUCACCUCCUUUAACUCAACUGUAGCAAAAUGAUCACACCCAACACAAUUUCAUGCAUGAUUUCCAUUGAGUCAAUAACAGAGGGAGGGUGAAGGUAGGGGGGGGGAUAAUAGCGGAGGUAAAUCUUGACCUGAGUACAGCCGACCCCUUAAACCCCCGUGAGGGUAUGUUUCUAUGUUUAUGUGUGUCUUGACGUGAGUAGAGCCCACCCCCACCCCCAUCCCCCCCCGUGAGGGUAUGUUUCUAUGUUUAAGUGUAGUCUUGACGUGAGUAGACCCCCCACCCCUUUUGUUUCUAUCUUCAUUUGAAGAGAGUGGGUCGUGUUCACCCCCCCCCCCCCCUCCUCCCCCUUUCCCCACUAGUCUUUAUAUGUUCGCCAAAAAUAUUUCCUUUUUUUUCAAUUUUUGGACAAAGGUCGGGGAAUGAGCAAUAGCGCAGACUAGCGUCUGUUUGUAUAACAAACUUUUUCAACUAUUUAUUUUGUAUUAUACAACUGAUUAUUUCCCUUUAUUUUUACGUCUCUGUUCUUUUUAAAAAUCAACUACAAAUUUAUCAACACGAGAUUAAUCUAAGUUUGUGGACAACAAUUCUUUUUCAACCCAUAUAUACAUUCCAUUCCCUGACAACCCCCCCCCCCCCUUUAUAAUAAUGUACAUUAUAUUAAUUAAUUAAUUAAUUUAAGCGACAGCCUUUAUUUAAACUAAUCACCUGUGGAUUAAAUUGAGAUUGUCCGUUCUAUGAAAUCCCAUCUUUACAUACUCUGUUCUAUAUGAUUGUUUGUAAUUAGCUAUGAGCCUGGUACGGAUUUUGGAACUAAUUCCAGUGUGGAAUUAAUUAACCUAGUCUGGCCAGUAGCCGUAUAAAAUAAAACUAUAGUCUUUUUUGUUAGAGAGUGUGUUUGCCAUAUGUUCGUGUAUGGUAAAAAGUGUGUUGGUCAGUAUGUUCGUAUACGACUAAAAUUGUUUUGGUCCAUAUGUCAGUGUCAGCAUGUGUGUAUGUGUGUUGGUCAGUUUGUCCGUAUACGAGCAACAGUCUGUUUGUUAGUCUGCCUACUUGAGAUUUUAAAACUGAACAUUUGAGAUGUUAUCAUAAUGUGAUACAUUGUUUGAUAAGGGAAAUAACUUUUUUGCUGGAGUCGCAUCUUUCUGAAGUUGCUGAUACAGCAAGAUUUUUGAUAAUUACAACUUUAUAAUUAUUAACACUCGGCUUGUAUUUUUUUUUAUCACAAACAGUACAUAAAAAUUUAUUCUAAUUCACUCAAAAUAUUAAACAGGAACAGAUAUUCGCUGUGGGACUACAGUAUGACAAAUGACUGACUUGUUGGAUUUAUUAUAUAUCAGUAAUGUAAAUCUGAUUAAGUAACCUUAAGUACUCUUUGUUCCAUACGGAACAUAGAUCCUGCAUUCCAACCAUUCCAUUCCAUUUUGUCCAAUUCCCGACUAUUAAUUUUGCAAUCUCCCUAGACGUCACUAUUGGCUUCAGUUCUUCCAAAAGACCUCGACUGUCUUGGGCGCCCUCUCCUCCGCUUUCCCAGCCGGACCUCCCCCUUAUUUGCAGUCAUAGGCUCCUGUCUCGUCUUUCACACAAACUCUAUGUUCAUCAGUAUUCUUAUAAUUAACCAAUUAGUAGACUUAGUACUCCUGCCAAGUGGAGCAAAGACCUAAACCACAUGCAGUACGGACACUAACAUUAACCACAUGUAGCACUGACUGCUAGAUGUGGCAUUGACUGUCAGUGAUAAACAAUGACAUUAACCACAUUUAGACUUUACUGCUAUAGACAGCACUGACACUGACAUUAACCACAUGUGGCACUGACUGCCAGUGGUUGCACUAACGCCGACUAUAGCCACAUGUAGUUUUGACUGCCAGUGGUUGCACUAACUAUAGCCACAUGUAGUUUUGACUGCCAGUGGUUGCACUAACUAUAACCACAUGUAGUUUUGACUGCCAGUGGUUGCACUAACUAUAGCCACAUGUAGUUUUGACUGCCAGUGGUUGCACUAACUAUAACCACAUGUAGUUUUGACUGCCAGUGGUUGCACUAACUAUAACCACAUGUAGUUUUGACUGCCAGUGGUUGCACUAACUAUAACCACACGUAGUUUUGACUGCCAGUGGUUGCACUAACGCCGACUGAAACCACAUGUAGCAUUGACUGCCAGUAAAGGUCACCUUAUUGAAGAGAAACACAGUAUUUAAGAAUAAAAAAACCCUGUUAUUUUAUGUCAAUAAGUACGUGUGUCUUAUCGUUGUGUAUAAUUAAGAUAAUUUUAUUGUUGAUUAUUGUGUUUGUUAACACUUUGACUUGUAAAAUGAUUAAAUUUUGAUCAA
Molecule: messenger RNA, 6610 nt
Organism: Physella acuta
Lineage: Eukaryota; Metazoa; Mollusca; Gastropoda; Physidae
Product: Kruppel-like factor 1
Biological process (GO): regulation of transcription by RNA polymerase II
Molecular function (GO): RNA polymerase II cis-regulatory region sequence-specific DNA binding; DNA-binding transcription factor activity, RNA polymerase II-specific
Source: RefSeq, a predicted model, not a curated record